CGGUGUGGGUGCUAGUGACGUCAUGUCAUUUCUCCCGCUGCGUGCUUCCGUGUGACGUCACGAGAUUCCCAGGAGCUGCUUCUGUGCGCGCAACUCUCUCGGAUCGGAGAGUGGUGAACCUGGAAUGCUGGAUUGGUGACGUUUGCACGGCAGUGGGUUCAGCCUGCUUGGACAGUGCGUGGGCAAAACCUGCCCUGUCACAGAGAGAGGCAGACUGACCAGUGGCUUCCAAGUCGGUAAUCAAUCACAUGGAGAAGAGAGGCUUGGCAAAAGCUGGAAGGAAAAGGCACCAAUGCAUCCAGUGUCCAUACAGCACCGAUCAGAUGGGUAACUUGAAGAGACAUCAGAGAAAACACACAGGCGAGAAGUCCUUCAAGUGCAGUGUAUGUGGUAAGGCAUUUGCAGAGUCAGUUUUUCUUGAGAAACAUAAUAGAACACACACGGGCGAGAAGCCCUUCAAGUGCACUGUAUGUGGGAAGUCAUUUGCUCACUUAAAAACUCUUCAAAUUCAUCAGAGAACACACACGGGCGAGAAGCCCUUCAAGUGCAGUGUAUGUGGUAAGGCAUUUGCAGAGUCAGCAUAUCUUAAGAAACAUACUAGAACACACACUGGCGAGAAGCCCUUCAAGUGCACUGUGUGUGGCAAGACAUUUGCUCGUUCAGAAGCUCUUCAUAUUCAUCAGAGAACACACACCGGUGAAAAGCCCUUCAAGUGCAUUGUGUGUGGGAAGGCAUUUGCUCAACCAUUAACUCUUCAUAUUCAUCAGAGAACACACACCGGUGAGAAGCCCUUCAAAUGCACUGUGUGUGGGAAGUCAUUUGCUCAUUCAAACACUCUUCAAAUUCAUCAGAGAACACACACAGGCGAGAGGUCCUUCAAGUGCAGUGUAUGUGGUAAGGCAUUUGCAGAGUCAGUAUAUCUUAAGAAACAUAAUAGAACACACACGGGCGAGAAGCCCUUCAAGUGCACCGUGUGUGGCAAGACAUUUGCUCGUUCAGAAAAUCUUCGUAUUCAUCAGAUAACACACACCGGUGAGAAGCCCUUCAAGUGCACUGUGUGUGGGAAGGCAUUUGCUCGUUCAGUAACUCUUCAUAUUCAUCAGAGAACACACACCGGUGAGAAGCCCUUCAAGUGCACUGUGUGUGCGAAGGCAUUUGCUCGUUCAGAAACUCUUCAUAUUCAUCAGAGAACACACACCGGUGAGAAGCCCUUCAAGUGCACUGUGUGUGGGAAGGCAUUUGCACAUUCAGAAACUCUUCAUAGUCAUCAGAGAACGCACACUGGUGAGACGCCCUUCAAGUGCAGUGUAUGUGGUAAGGCAUUUGCAGAGUCAGCAUAUCUUAAGAAACAUAAUAGAACACACACGGGCAAGAAGCCCUUCAAGUGCACUGUGUGUGGGAAGGCAUUUGCUCGUUCAGAAACUCUUCAUAGUCAUCAGAGAACACACACUGGUGAGACGCCCUUCAAGUGCAGUGUAUGUGGUAAGGCAUUUGCAGAGUCAGCAUAUCUUAAGAAACAUAAUAGAACACACACGGGCAAGAAGCCCUUCAAGUGCACUGUGUGUGGGAAGGCAUUUGCUCAACCAUUAACUCUUCAUAUUCAUCAGAGAACACACACCGGUGAGAAGCCCUUCAAGUGCACUGUGUGUGGGAAGUCAUUUGCUCGUUCAGAAAAUCUUCGUAUUCAUCAGAGAACACACACCGGUGAGAAGCCCUUCAAGUGCAGUGUAUGUGGUAAGGCAUUUGCAGAGUCAGUAUAUCUUAAGAAACAUAAUAGAACACACACGGGCGAGAAGCCCUUCAAGUGCACUGUGUGUGGCAAGACAUUUGCUCGUUCAGAAAAUCUUCGUAUUCAUCAGAGAACACACACCGGUGAGAAGCCCUUCAAGUGCAGUGUAUGUGGUAAGGCAUUUGCAGAGUCAGCAUAUCUUAAGAAACAUAAUAGAACACACACGGGCAAGAAGCCCUUCAAGUGCACUGUGUGUGGGAAGGCAUUUGCUCAACCAUUAACUCUUCAUAUUCAUCAGAGAACACACACCAGUGAGAAUCCUUUCAAGUGCACUGUGUAUGGGAAGGAGUUUACAUUAUCAGGAAACCUAAAGAGGCAUGAGAAGAUCCACAAGGAGAAAGUGAAAUCGACUUGUGAAAGUCAACAUGCUGCAAUGAGCCCAUCUCUCAUGAAACGAGAAUCAGAAGAAAAUUCCAACUUGGCAACAGUGAAAUUUGAAGAAGUUAAAUGUGAAGAAGUGACGGUGAAAUGUGAAGAUCAAGAUAAGACUCCAGGACCCAAUCUGCAAGUGGAUGGAGGCAGCGUGAAGCAGGAGGAGCAUUCCGAUUCUGAGGGAGAGCGAGGAAAUCCCCAGCAGUUUGUGGAUGUGGAGGUGUGGGUAGAGUUUUUGGACAAAGCUGAGUAGGAGGGGCCAGAAUGUGUGAAAUGGCACCUUGGAAGAUGUGUAACCUGGAGUUUGAGACGAUUUUCCAUAGCAUUCACUUUAUUCACAGGCUUCUGUCAUUUCAAGAAUGCAUAGGGGUUUGGGUGUCAUCCAGGCAGAGAUGGGCUUUCUGUACAUAUGAAGUUAUUGAGUGUCGAAGUGAAAUAGUCGAUAUGCAAAGCAUUAUGCUGCCUUAUAAAACAUGAAUUAGGAAUGUAUUUUGAUGGUUACGUAUUAAAUUAAUAAGUAUGAAUUAUAACUGUUGGGCAUUACUAUCAAAGUUGCUGUCAGGUGUGGCCGUGCUUUUCUGCAUGCUCCCAAUCUGUUUUUAUGAUUGUUUUUUAAAUGCCCUUUUAUAAAAAAAAAGGUAAGCAUAUUAGUAUUAUUUACAUUUGGCUUAAUACCCUAAAUAUAUUUGUUCAUAAUAUCAAAAUAAUUUAAUGUCAGGCCUACUUUCUGCACUUGUUUUGCUUUUAAUCCGUUUAGGUUUCAUUUAAUUGGGCUUUGCCUGAUGUUACUUUUUUAUGGUAACAGCAGAGGUCUGCAAGUGUACUAUACAUCCCACCUUGCAGAGUGUAGUGGUUUAUAGUACAGUGUAGUGUCACGUGUGUAGUGCAUAGUGAAUAGUUCGUGGUAAAUGUGAUGUGUGGUGAAAUGUGUGUAUGUAUGGUGUAGUAUAUUGUAUACAGUGCAUAGUGUAAGAAGCCGGCUUAGGCUUUUCACGUGACGAAUCGAACGCAAUGUAUCAUUGCACUCCGUCGCGAGUUGCAGUCUAAAAGUGUCAAAUGAGAGUAAAGUUCUGCAUCUUGACGCUGCAUGCCACUUGCAGUGAGGCGUGUUGUGUGCCACGCAGUUGCUGUAGCUGGUGUGAGCUUACCUGUGAAUCGCACGUGUAAUUGUGCACUUUGCAAUGUUGCUGUACUUGCUACUUAGAGCCAGGUGCUGGUGUUUUUUUUUAUAUGUGUGUAACAACAUAAAUGGGCCGUUCUAUGGCGACAGUGCGUGUACUAUACACAAGGGCUUAUUAGAGGGCAGAUUUCGUAUGUCACGGAGGUCGGCUCAGGAUAUGACAGUCUGGGUGAACCCACGAAUGCACGUGACCGGAUGAGGGAUCACGGGGGCCCCCAGAAGGGGGUUAGCGGGCCAUGUGAUGUGGAUCCAGAUUCUUCACGAAGGAUCGAGAAUGGGGCGUAACUAGAGGCAGAGCCAGGUCACGCCGCAGGAAAUGUAAGCUGAGCCCCGAGAGGGAGCGUGGCUGUUCAACCCGGGAAGAAGUUGUCUUCCCCGAGCUUCGCUCUUUAGUAUGCGAUGACACGACGGCAUGUCGGAAGUUCUAGUUCACCCGUAUAGGGAAUCCUUUCAAGUGGUUUGGAACGGUGACCACCACAUUACGUAGUUAACCUGUAAUGUAAAUAGUCGCUCGGAAUGGUCAUAGUUUACUUUGGAACGUUGAGUAGUGUUGGUUGUGUUAGAGAAUAAACGUGUUGCCUCCCA
Molecule: messenger RNA, 3926 nt
Organism: Lethenteron reissneri (Far Eastern brook lamprey)
Lineage: Eukaryota; Metazoa; Chordata; Hyperoartia; Petromyzontiformes; Petromyzontidae
Product: oocyte zinc finger protein XlCOF6-like
Biological process (GO): regulation of transcription by RNA polymerase II; embryo development
Cellular component (GO): nucleus
Molecular function (GO): RNA polymerase II transcription regulatory region sequence-specific DNA binding; DNA-binding transcription factor activity, RNA polymerase II-specific
Source: RefSeq, a predicted model, not a curated record